ACCUAUAAUUAUCAAGUUUCGCGACAUCCAAAAAAGAACGGCAGUUCCUAUUAAAGUAUUUUACAAAUUCUGUUAACGGUUUUCUCUUAAAAUGGCACAAACAAAAUCUGUUGCAAAAUUUUGGAUCACAACCAGUGAGCAACUGGAACUCGUCCUGAUGCACGAAACGCGAUUGCAAACGGUUGAACCCACGAAGGAUGUGCGAAUAGUGCACCGACUGGUGUCCGAUCUGUACUGCCGUUAUGUGCAGCUGUGUCGAAACCUGGAACGAUGCUUCGACCAAACGCUACAAGUGCAAAAGCGAGCGGUAAUUCAAUGUCUCCUAGAAGCGGCCCAUACACGGAUGUUGGAAUGUCGCACAAAACUGCAGGACAUCGAAUUGAGCGAGUUUGUGUACGUGGAUGGAGCGUUGCAGGAGCAACAUCUGAUACCGGACGAUGUGCAGGCCGUUAUACCUUGCUAUUUCCCGGCCAAACGUCCUGCAGAACUGCAAGCAUUAAUUGAGUCUCGGAAAUUGGUCCAGUUCGGGUGCGAAACAAGCGACACCGAAGACAGUUGCUCGGAGGAAAGCGAACUUGAGGAAGAAACGGUUGCACCGUCUCAGGGAUUAAAGCGACCUGUAGUACAACGUGAUCGUCCAAAGGAACGACUCCGGGCAGCUCUCAAUCUAAUUACAGCACACGAAAAAGCACGUCAGGCGCGAGUUCGGCAAACAAAUUUUCGUCUUCACCCGGACCGAUAUUAUCCGAAGCCGAUCGAUGAGGAGAUUGUGGAUGUGCCGUACGAAUUUUUCUACCGUCCGGGUCAGUUCAUGCUGUAUCCUGUGAAGCGUACCGUUUAUAAUUGGGACUUUCAGAUGAAGAAAAAAGAUGUGGUCCACUUUGCAUAUUACUCGCCGCCCGGUUGGGAAGAAAAGGCACCGGUAGUCGAAGUUAGUUCAACUGCAAAGGAGUUAACGAAAAAACAAACAGCACAAGCAGAUAAUGCCGCUGAAAUGGCCGAAGCAGAAGCGAUGCGUUUGGAGAAAGCAAUAGAACAGAUGAAGUUGAAUCAUGCAGCAGCAAAAAUACAACGCUAUUGGCGAAAGUAUCAGGUCGCGAAGACACAAAAAAGAGAUCGAUAUGAAAGAUCCAAGUUUUUGGGACUAUUUGACGACUAUGAACCGAACGUGCAGGAUGCGAUUGCCGUUGAGGAAGUACGGGCAGCCCGUAGAAACCAAAAGCCACAGUUUGAUCACACAUUUGUUGCUGCGAUAGCAGACGAAAGGGCACGAAUAUUGCGAACGCGUGGACCUGCAAUCCUUGAGGACAUUACUGAUUUUGUGCGAGCAUGGUUUCGCCAGUGGUAUGACGAGGCGCACGCAUUCGAUACCAUACCGGAACCAUUUCAAGGCGGAACAGUACUGAUCGUGCGUGGCGAAACACUCACACCCAUGGAAUAUUUGGAGCAGGAGCGGAAAAAGAAGCUCGACAAGUUAAAGUCAGCUGAGCAGAAGAAAAAGGAAGCCGAGGCGGCGAAGGCCGCUAAGGAGCGCGAGCUGGCGAAGAAGCUUGAGGAGAAGGAGCGACUGAAGGAGUUGGCUCGGGAGAAACGGGCCAGGGAAAAGAAGGAAGGCAAAACGUACGAUUUCACCGAGCCGGAGUUUAUGAGCAAUGCUUAUCUAACUUUGGAAGAAACUCUUGAACGAUAUCGCAAAGAUUGGGCGUUUGUAAACGAGCUCGACAAUGGGCAUGAUCUGCCCAUCAUGGAGUGGAUCACGUUGGAAAAGUUUGCCGAAGUGCACCAGGAACUUCACGCCGAAGUACAAGAGUUGCUGAAAUCCGAACGAGAGCUGCUACAAAUGGCACUGUGUAAGGACGAACGGAUGAAGUACAAACCACCGAAACCCAAGAAACCUCCCCGUGUAAAGGGCGCAAAAGGAAAGAAGCGUAAGGAACCGAUCGAUCCAACGGCUGAUCGGACGCUUGAAUCGAUGAUCGACGAGCUAAUCGAGCGAAAUGUGAUCAAAACCUAUCGGCACCGAACAUUGGAAGAUUUCAUCGGUGAUUUCAACUAUGCGGCGUACGAGCGACGGAACUGCCUGGAACAGGAUCCACCACCGGGAAUGGGUGAAGUGAGAACCAUUCUUCGAUCGUACCUGUACGGGAUGGGACCACUUGCCGCACCGAAACUGAAAUCAAUCUGUUUGCUGGGUCCACCCGGGUACGGCAAAACUUUGCUGCUUGAAGCGAUCUGUCACGAGACGGGUUCGGUGUUGUUUGAUCUUGGUGUUGAAUCUUGCGGUCCGAUCGAAUCCAACGAUAUGGCGUACUUUUUGCAGCUCGUUCUAAGAAGCGCCCGUUCGCUGCAACCUUCAGUAAUUGCGAUUGAAGAUGUUCAUCGUGCAUUCUACAAGAAAGUUCCUUCCACCGAUCAGUCGCUCGAUCCGUCCAAGUUAGGCAAACAUCUGUUCAAACUGAUCGUGAAACAGCUCAAGCCGGAAGAUAAAGUACUGCUCGUUGCUACCAGCAAUCAACCAUGGCUAGCCAAGGUAGGUCCGCUGAAGAAAUGUUUCGAAAAGUUCCUACUUCUUCCCCGGCCGGAUUACGGUUCUACGAUGCUUCUGUGGCAAUAUGCUUUAAAGCGUUUUCCCACCGUUCCGCGUGAUUUUGAUCUGUCCGCAUUGGCGAAAGUCACCACCGGUUACUCGGCAGGGCAGAUAUUACGAUGCGUACAGGAAGUGCUCAACAUAAGACGCCGCAUGCAGUUCGGCCGGAAGCCUUUACAGGUGCAGGAACUAUUAGAUCACUUCCUGACAGGUACGGAUGGACCACAGUAUCCCAUCGAUGACCGGGAGUACGAUAAGUUUGCUAAAUGGCAUCGAAAGGUAGACAAAUUGGCAAAGCAACGUACAAAACUGGUGCGCGAACGGGAGUUGUUAGCCGAACAGCUGAAGGCCAAGGCGGCGGGAGUGAAAAAAUAA
Molecule: messenger RNA, 2962 nt
Organism: Anopheles funestus (African malaria mosquito)
Lineage: Eukaryota; Metazoa; Arthropoda; Insecta; Diptera; Culicidae
Product: IQ and AAA domain-containing protein 1-like
Exons: 2
Coding region: 92-2962 (956 amino acids)
Molecular function (GO): ATP hydrolysis activity; ATP binding; protein binding
Source: RefSeq, a predicted model, not a curated record